Cynoglossus semilaevis (tongue sole) is the source of this 1457-nucleotide messenger RNA. It is a transcript of the gene medag, whose product is annotated as mesenteric estrogen dependent adipogenesis. NCBI's taxonomy places the organism in Eukaryota, Metazoa, Chordata, Actinopteri, Pleuronectiformes, Cynoglossidae. The coding region runs from base 103 to 756 and encodes 217 amino acids. The transcript has 5 exons. The record is from RefSeq and is a predicted model, not a curated record.
ACUUGACGCGGGUGAUACUUAUAGCAGCCGACCGGACGCUGUCGCAAGAGACUGUAACAACAGAGGCUGAGAGUUCCACUGCUGAGAAAACGAUUUGACAGCAUGUCGCCAAACAAGGCGUCCUGCAGCAGGGUGAAGGUGACGGAGCUCCAGGAGUUCCUCAGAGAUCCUCCACCUGGGUUCUUAGUGGAACCUCUGGAAGGCGACUCAUGCGGGUACCGAGUCCACAGUGACCCGGAGAUAAAUCUCAUCCUAAUCGAUGACUCUGACUCCUUCUGUAGAGGCAAAAUAGUUUUCCAAAACUCCCUGGGCAGGACAGUUAGGAUGCAUAAUUUAUGGGAGUACACCAGCUUGAGAAAAAGUCUGCUGUCCAAGAGGAUCUAUCUGCUGACCUCUGCCUGCAAAUAUAACUGCGACACCAACAACAACAGGGCGAAAGAUGAGUUUGAAGUGGUGAAUCAGUACGUGGUCUGCAUCAACGGCAGCGAUCCUUUAAUCAAGUGGCAGAUGGCACGAGGCCUGGACUGGACCAUCUCCUCUGUAGCUGGGGAGAGCUACACUGUAGAAAUUGACUUGACUGAAGCUCUGCAGAGCUGGGCAACAACAAACAGCCACGUCUGCACUGAUAAACUGAUAAAAGCUGAGCCUGUCUGGAGAGAUGCCGCCUUCACACUGAAAUACCACUCAGACGCCCUCUUUGAUUUCCCAUACUGGUUUGGUUUCAGCAAAAGAAGCUUCAAGGUGAAACUCACAUGAAUCAGCUGGGGACGAAUUGAGAGCCUCUGCUAUUUUUUUUCAUGUCGUCUGAAUCUGAUUUCCUUCAAGAGCAACCAGGUCAUAGACACCAUGCUGUGGAUAAGAUCAGGCUCAAGUGAAGGACCAGACUUUGUCCUGCAGACUGGGGAAGUGGUCCAAAUACUACUAUGUGAGCUCAGUUGGAAUGUUCAGCAGCACUGGAUAUAAUUAAGUCGAAUCAUUUUAGCUUUUCUUUUAUUCGGUUGUUUUGAGCUACCUAAGCUACCUACAUCAGCGGUCCCCAACCUUUACUGCACCAGGGACUGGUGGGCUGGUACCAGCCGUGACUGCUGUGCUGACUGGUAAUUCCGCACCAUCGUUGAAGGAUCAUUUUCUAAAUAAAACAUAUCCUAGACUUUAUUCCGUUAGGAUCGGAGUCUGAAUUGCCUAUUGUUUUGAAACAUUGCCAAAGUAAAGGGAUAUGACUGGAUUCUUUUUGAAUGAAGUAAAAUUUAAGUACAUUUUCUCACUGACAGACCGGCACUGGUCCCCAAAAUAGGUUGGGGACCCCUGAUCUACAUGAUUUGCACUCACAGCUUCUUUUUAUUAAAAGGAACACAAUCGUGUAUUCGCUCAAAUAAUGUGUAUUUUAUGUCAAGUAUACAUGUAAUAAAAUAGUUUUUUAACAAAAUCAGUAUCAAUAAAUGUAAUUAUAUGACAAA